GAUUGGCGCCUCCCCGUAUCAGAGCAGAGCAGAGGCCGGUCAAGGAACAUCGACCUGCUUGCCGGCGUCCGUUGUUCGCGGCGCGGAUCCCGGCAGCCGUGCUCGCCUGCUUGCCGUUCCUCACCGCGCACGUGCUCGUGCUCGCCACGCCGGCCGGCGGCCACCGUCGCCGCCUACCCCAAACCAAAACCCAAUGCUUAUCGGGCCGUUUCUCCUUGCAUAGGGACGGGUGCCCUGCCUGAUUGGGUGGGAUCCGACCUGACCCGACCCGACCCGACCCGACCCGCUCGCUCCUUAAACCCUUGUCGUCGCGUAGCUUUCUCCCCAGCUCCAACUCCCGCUUCUCGCCCACACCAAUGGACUCGACGCCGCCGCCGCCGAUUCGCCGGGAGGCGUGGGAGGGCUGCAGCGUCCUCCUCGACAUCAAUGACGGCGACCGCCUAGCCUUCUUCCGCCUCACCCCCGGAGCGACGGUGAAGAUUGGGAACAAGACCUGCUCGCUGCAGCCGCUCGUGGGGCGCCCCUUUGGCUCUCUCUUCCGCCUCGGCGCCGACGGACUCGUCCCCUGCGCCGCUGGUGACGCCACAUCUCGUGAUCAUAACACACGAGAUGGUGCCGAUGGCCAAACACAGGAUGAAACCAGAGACAAUAGGUCUCUGGUUGAUAAUAAUACGGCUCAAAAUUUAUCUAGCGAUGACAUAGAGGCAAUGAAGAGGGAUGGUGCAACCGGUGAUGAGAUUGUGGAAGCUUUAAUAGCAAAUAGCUCAACAUUUGGAAAUAAAACUGUGUUCUCGCAGGAGAAGUACAAGUUAAAGAAACAAAAGAAAUAUGCACCUAAAGUUCUUUUGCGACGCCCUUCUGCUCGAAGCAUUUGCGAGACAUACUUCAAGAAAACUCCAGCUCGUAUAGGGUUUAUGCGAGUUGACACACUAUCUCUCUUGUUGUCUAUGGCAAAUAUUGGUGCGUAUUCAGAUGUGCUUGUUGUUGAUAUGGUUGGAGGUUUAGUUGUUGGAGCUGUUGCUGAACGUUUAGGAGGUACAGGUUAUGUUUGCAGCACAUAUCUUGGUUCAGCACCCUGCUCCAUCGACAUUAUAAGAAUGUUCAAUUUGAGCAGCGAUAUGGUCAGCAGGAUUGUUCAGGCGCCACUUAGUGACCUAUGUUCAAUGCAUAGUUCUGGGAAUACCCCUUCUCUUCUCAAUGGUGGCGCUGAAGGGGAGAUGGUAGAGCCUGCUGUAGUACCAGAUGAGGAUGCCCAGGCGUCUGUGGCACAGCAAGUUGACACAGCAGUGUCAGAUGAGAAGGCACAGUUAUCAACAGACCAGCCAACUGAUAUGGAGGUCUCAGAGCCUUCUUUGGAUGAGCAUCCUGUUCAAGAUGAAAACUCUUCAUUAGAUGGCAAAGGCAGUGAUGGUAAUUUAAAUGCUUCAAAAUCUUCUAAAGCUGGAAAAGCACCAUCGCCAGAGAAGAUGAAAUAUUGGAAGGAACAUGGCUUUAGUAGUUUGAUUGUUGCUGCCCCUGGCCACGAAGUAGAGCAUCUUGUCGCUGAUCUGCUUCCACUUUUGUCUUAUUCAGCUCCAUUUGCUAUAUAUCAUCAGUAUCUUGAUCCUCUUGCUAAGUGCAUGCACAGCUUACAAGUAUCAAAGAUGGCUAUUGGAUUGCAGCUUUCUGAACCUUGGCUACGUGAAUACCAGGUCCUUCCAUCGCGCACCCAUCCACACAUGCAAAUGAAUGCGUUUGGCGGUUAUAUCCUGAGCGGCAUAAGGAUACACAAUACAGAUUGUAUGAUAGCAAACAAGUGAGUCAUCAAUAAGGCAUGCUUCAGUCUUUCAAGCAAAAAAGGAUAGCGUGCCUCUCUUACCUUAAAAGGCGGGCAAAAUUUUGUACUCUAGCUAGCAGUCAGCUUUGCAUGUUGGAACCAGACAUACGUUGCCAUGCUUACAGAGAAUAACACCGGGAGUAGGACAACUGGACAAGAGAUUGCUAUCAAGAUGUGUAUGCCAAUCCUAUGUAACUUGUAUUUUUGUUUGUUGUAGUUUUAGAGAACUCGUAUUAAACUUGUACGGGUCGAGGUAUUUAAUGCCUCCAGCUGUAGUAUUUGCUGGAGAUAUCCUAGUGUACGGUUUAUAUGCUUGUGGUGAACAAACAGAUGUAUGAGUUUCUACAGAGACGUGAGAAGGUCUUGACUCCCUCAUCAUA
Sorghum bicolor (sorghum) is the source of this 2196-nucleotide messenger RNA. RefSeq names its product tRNA (adenine(58)-N(1))-methyltransferase non-catalytic subunit TRM6. NCBI's taxonomy places the organism in Eukaryota, Viridiplantae, Streptophyta, Magnoliopsida, Poales, Poaceae. The coding region runs from base 357 to 1799 and encodes 480 amino acids. Gene Ontology annotation, biological process: tRNA methylation. Gene Ontology annotation, cellular component: tRNA (m1A) methyltransferase complex; nucleus. The transcript has 13 exons. The record is from RefSeq and is a predicted model, not a curated record.